Molecule: messenger RNA, 566 nt
Organism: Phyllotreta striolata
Lineage: Eukaryota; Metazoa; Arthropoda; Insecta; Coleoptera; Chrysomelidae
Source: the annotation of a GenBank genome assembly
UUUAAGUUGGUACCAGUGGUUCAGUUUCUUUUCUGUCAAAAAUUUGUGCUGCUGUUGUCGGCCACAACAUGAAGUUCAACAAAUUGGUAACGGCUUCGAGAAACAAAAAUAGGAAAAGGCAUUUUUCCGCCCCUUCUCACAUUAGAAGGACUUUGAUGUCUGCUCCUCUUUCGAAGGAACUGAGGCAAAAAUACAAUGUUAGCACUAUGCCCAUCCGUAAAGACGACGAAGUCCAAGUCGUAAGGGGACAUUACAAAGGCCAACAGGUUGGUAAAGUCGUCCAAGUUUACAGGAAAAAGUUCGUAAUUUACAUUGAACGAAUCCAAAGGGAGAAAGCCAACGGGGCUAGUGUUUACGUAGGAAUCCAUCCUUCCAAAGUGGUCAUUGUAAAGUUAAAAAUGGACAAAGAUAGGAAGAAAAUAAUUGACCGCAGAGCCAAGGGUCGUUUGGCUGCAUUGGGCAAGGACAAAGGAAAAUACACUGAAGAAUCGGCUGCGUCUGCUGUAGAAACAUCUUAAGUGUAGAAGUAAUUUUUAUUAAUAAAGUUAAUAUUAAAUAUUGCUCUA